Molecule: messenger RNA, 1431 nt
Organism: Aspergillus niger
Lineage: Eukaryota; Fungi; Ascomycota; Eurotiomycetes; Eurotiales; Aspergillaceae
Exons: 3
Biological process (GO): transmembrane transport
Molecular function (GO): transmembrane transporter activity
Source: RefSeq, a predicted model, not a curated record
AUGACCCUUGAUGCUGAAGUCCAGAUAGAUCGCAAGGUUAAAAAAUAUGGGGGACACGUUAGCAAGGGAGAUGUCGAAUCCACUGAGACUACUGGACCAGAUAACCUGGAAUCGGAUUGGAAACCGACUAAAGAGAGUAUUGCCAAGGACUUGAACGGUGAUGCCACCAGCACUUUUUGGGUGGGCAGCGCAUACUUGGUGCCUAGUGCAGGGUUUCAGCCCAUUAUGGCUUCUUUUUCCGACGUUUAUGGGAGAAGAAGAGUACUGGCCAUGGCAUUGGCCCUCUUCGUGAUUGGCUCAAUUGUGGGAUGUCUCGCCCAUAAUAUGGCUACACUUCUCGCCGGGCGUGUCAUUCAAGGAAUCGGAGGAGGCGGACUCAUUCCGCUUGCGACGAUUAUAAUUACAGAUGUAGUGCCUCUACGUCCCAGGCCAAAAUAUGCUGCCUUGGUUCAGGCAUCCAUGGCACUCGGUACUAUGCUUGGGCCUCUAAUAGGCGGUGCCUUUUUGGAACAUACCAGUAGCUCAACGGGCUGGCGCUGGGUGUUUUACAUCAACUUCCCCCUAUCCACCGUUGCCGGAAUUUUGCUUUUCUUUUCGGUCAGGUUCAAAAGGGGCGGGGCUCAGCUUCGUGCCGUUGAUUGGUUUGGCCAAGCUUUGUUCCUGGCCAGUAUCUCCAUAUUCCUGAUCGGCCUCUCGUGGGGUGGAGUGCAGUACACAUGGGAAAGCUAUCACACUUUGGUUCCAUUGUGUCUUGGGGUUGGAGGUAUUGUCGCGACGGUGUGUUGGGAAAUCCUGGGGACUGAGCAUCCUUUUGUGAGGAUUUCUGUGCUUCAAGAUCGAUCUGCUUUGGCUGUGUAUGCGGGGUCUAUUGUCCAAGGAAUUCUAAUGUAUGGCGAGCUUUAUUAUAUUUCUGUGUAUCUGCAGGCUGUGAAAAGCAUGUCCGCGGUCAUGACUGGUGUUGGCCUCCUCCCAGUAUCGGUUGCGCUCAUGCCCACAAGUAUAGUCGUGGCUAUUUUCAUUUCGAAAACUGGACGCUACCGCUGGGCGCUAUGGUUUGGUUGGGCCGCUACCAUUGCAGCAACGGGUGUGACCAUUAUUCUGGACAGUGAUACCAACACAGCCAGCUGGAUCUUCAUUUUUGCCUUCGUUGGUUUUGGGCAUGGAGUGCUAUUCAAUGCGCUUUUAAUCUCAGCACAAGCCUCGUGUGCAGCAGCCGACGCAGCAUAUGCAGCUUCGAUGUAUACCUUCUUCCGCACGCUAGGCUUUGCUAUUGGAGUGAUAAUCGGCUCUACUGUCUUACAGAACUUCAUGUCCAUGAAACUCCACGAAUUGGACCUUCCGACUGCGAUCGCUCAAAAUGCGGAAGGCUUCAUUGAAACUCUUAAAACACUAGCCAGCGGGUCAGCUCUGCGUGAAGGUGUUCUAACCGCC